AUUAUUGGCAAUAUAUAUAUUCUUCCAAUGUUUUGUCGGCAGCCUCAAGCCCCCCGUUUCCCUUUGAACCUGACGGAUAUGCCUUUAAGGCAAAGUCUCCAUUUUGCCAUCAAAUCCUUCUUUCCCUCCCGCCAAAAUAAACUGUCAAAUUUCCAUACCAAAACCUACAUAGUUCAACAGCUUCAAGCUUGUGAAGAUUCUGUUUCUCUAACCUCAGAACAUACCAGAGUUAUAAGGUCUGGAUUCUCAGGUGAUACCUUCACCGCCAACCAUCUCAUGAAUGGCUACGUCAGGCUUCGGAAAAUUGGCGAGGCCCAUCAAGUGUUUGAUGAAAUGCUUGACCGAAAUGUUGUGUCUUGGACUUCGCUCAUGGCCGGUUAUGUCGACACUGGUCAGCCUAGAGUAGCUCUCUGGCUGUUUGGGAGAAUGGCGUGGAGCUUGGUUGCUCCCAAUUCUUUCACCUUUGCGACUGUUGUUAACGCUUGUUCAAUGCUUGCUGACCUCACAACUGGGAAGCAAGUCCAUGCCCAGGUUGAGAUUUUUGGUUUCCAAUCAAACCUUGUGGUGUGCUCUUCUCUGAUUGACAUGUACGGUAAAUCCAAUGACGUCGAUGAAGCUCGCCUGGUCUUUAACUUAAUGGGGUGCAGAAAUGUUGUUUCUUGGACUUCAAUGAUCACGGCAUACUCACAGAAUGGACAAGGCUGUGAUGCCCUUGAACUAUUUAGAGAAUUUUACAUUUUGAGAUUGGGUUGCCCGAAUGAUUUUAUGCUGGCCAGUGUGCUCAAUGCUUGUGCAAGCUUAGGCAGGCUAGUGACCGGGAAAGUCACGCAUGGAGCUGUGAUUCGAGGCGGGCAUGAUUGGAAUGAUGUGGUGGCGACUGCACUUGUUGACAUGUAUGCAAAAUGUGGUUGCCUCGAUUAUUCCAACAAGGUGUUCUGCAAAAUUCAAAAUCCAUCCGUGAUUCCCUACACUUCAAUGAUUGUGGGAGCUGCAAAAUAUGGUCUAGGUAAAUUAUCCCUUGAACUCUUUCAAGAAAUGACUGAGAGGAGAAUAAGUCCCAAUGAUGUCACCUUUAUAGGAGUCCUUCAUGCUUGCAGCCAUUCGGGUCUUGUUGAUGAAGGUCUUGACUACUUGAACACCAUGUAUCACAAGCACAGCAUAGUUCCCAACACCAAGCAUUACACCUGUGUCGUUGAUAUGCUGGGCCGAACUGGAAGGCUUGACGAGGCUUACAACAUGGCUAAGUGCAUUCAAGUGAAAUCAGAUGACAGGGCUCUGUUGUGGGGAACACUUCUUUCAAAUAGUAGGCUUCAUGGGAGGGUAGACAUUGCCGUGGAAGCUAGCAAGUGGCUCAUCGAAUCAAACCAACAGGUUGCCGCUGCAUAUGUCACAAUGUCAAACACCUAUGCAUUGGCCGGAAGGUGGGAGAAUGUUCGCAGUAUUCGUUCUGAAAUGAAGCGCAAUGGAGUUUCUAAAGAACCGGGCUGUAGCUGGAUUGAGAUCAAGGAUCAUACUUACAUUUUCUACGCUGGAGAUGUGUCUUCUUGCCCCAAAGGAGAUGAAGUGGUGAGUUUGUUGAAAGAAUUGGAGGGGAGAAUGAAGGAACGGGGAUAUGUGGGAGGUAGUAUGGGGCUGGUGUUUGUUGACGUGGAAGAAGAAACCAGAGAGGAAAUAGUUGGUCUGCACAGUGAAAGACUGGCUCUGGGUUUUGGGCUAAUUAGCAUACCCAAGGGAGUGACUGUUAGAGUAAUGAAGAACUUGAGAAUGUGCAGGGACUGUCAUGAGGCUUUCAAGCUGAUUAGUGAGAUAGUGGGGAGAGAUUUUGUUGUUAGAGAUGUAAAUAGAUUUCAUCAUUUUAGAGGCGGUUCUUGCACUUGCAGGGACUUCUGGUGAUACAUUCGUGUGUUGGUAGUUGAUACCAUUAAUUGCAUAUCAUAUUUUAUACAUAGACACGUAUAUAUCUGAACACCUUUAGAUUUA
Diospyros lotus (date-plum) is the source of this 1980-nucleotide messenger RNA. RefSeq names its product pentatricopeptide repeat-containing protein At4g15720. Gene Ontology annotation, biological process: RNA modification. Gene Ontology annotation, molecular function: zinc ion binding; protein binding; RNA binding. Lineage: Eukaryota; Viridiplantae; Streptophyta; Magnoliopsida; Ericales; Ebenaceae. The record is from RefSeq and is a predicted model, not a curated record. The coding region runs from base 28 to 1893 and encodes 621 amino acids. The transcript has a single exon.